AUGCAGACAAGUCCGGCCGUCUGGGAAGCCUCGGCCGGAGAAAUGGUCCCCGGUCUCCAGGACGACGGAGGCCAUGUCGACGGCUCCAAGGAUAAAACAGACCAAUCCAUUCGACAACAAGACGGACGGGUAGUAGCAGACGGCCUUCUCCGAGUCCUAGUGACGCAGCAGAAGAGCGUACAGCUCGGACUGGUUAGGUGUUCUCUACCUCCUCCUCUCCCUUCAUCACCAACUGGUACGUGGCCACCUGAGGCGCGUAGGCAGGAUGCAAAUACUCCAGCAAUUGCUGCAGCUUCUGCAUCCAUUCAUCUAUCAACCAGUCGGGUAAGGACCGGCAGACGGACGGUCUCCUCUCUGCCUGGGAGUUCUGCUCGUCCACCUGCUCACGACUCUCCAUGCAGACAAGUCCGCCCCUCUGGGAAGCCUCUGCCGGAAAAAUGGUCACCGGGCUCCAGGACGACGGAGGCCACGUCGGCGGCUCCAAGAAUAAAACAGACCAACCCAGUCGACAACCAGACAGACGGGUCGCAGCAGACGGCCUUCUCCGAGUUCUGGUGA
Messenger RNA from Protopolystoma xenopodis, 558 nucleotides. The record is from the annotation of a GenBank genome assembly. NCBI's taxonomy places the organism in Eukaryota, Metazoa, Platyhelminthes, Monogenea, Polystomatidea, Polystomatidae.